Petromyzon marinus (sea lamprey) is the source of this 2253-nucleotide messenger RNA. It is a transcript of the gene LYAR, whose product is annotated as Ly1 antibody reactive. Gene Ontology annotation, cellular component: nucleolus. Gene Ontology annotation, molecular function: DNA binding. NCBI's taxonomy places the organism in Eukaryota, Metazoa, Chordata, Hyperoartia, Petromyzontiformes, Petromyzontidae. The record is from RefSeq and is a predicted model, not a curated record. Gene Ontology annotation, biological process: negative regulation of transcription by RNA polymerase II; rRNA processing.
CGACGCGUCUAUAUUUACGCAAUCUAACCCAACACAAAAUAAUAAACAAACCUUCAUUGUGGUUAUUCAUGUGCUGGAUAAAACACGCGGCGCUACAAGGAAUCGAUUACGCGCGUGAAUCGUCGAAUCGACUCGCGGGGUGAGAGGUGAAGGGUCAGAGGGAUAACACGUGGGAGGACACGGAGCCACCAACACCACCACCACCACCGGCACUUAGCAGCAGCAGCAGGCAAAGUCUUUGAGGAUCUCGGUGCUGGACUCAGGUGCCAUAGAAGCAGACCAUGGUGUUCUUCACCUGCGAUGCGUGUGGGGAGUCUGUGAAGAAGGCCCAGGUAGAGAAGCACUUGAACGUAUGCCGUAACUGCCAGUGCCUGUCCUGCAUCGAUUGUGGCAUGGACUUUCGGGGUCAGGACUACAAAACACACCUGCGGUGCAUCAGCGAGAACGAGAAGUAUGGUGGCAAGGGAUUUGAGGCAAAGGCCAGCAAAGGAGAUGUCAAGCAGCAGCUGUGGUUACAGAAAGUACAAGAUGCAAUCAAUGCCCCAGGCAUCAGCCCCCAGGUCCGUGAUAUCAUGAACUCAAUUGUUGGCUAUGACAAUGUCCCAAGGAAGAAGCCAAAGUUCCAGAACUGGAUGAAAAACAGCCUACGUGUUCACAAGCAGGAGCUGCUGGACAGGGUGUGGGAGGUCUUCUCCUCGGCACAUGCGAACCAAGGUAACCCCAACCACCAGCAGCAGGACAAGGUGGAGAAUGAGGAGACUCCACAAAGCAAUGUGGUGCCCACGAAUGGGGAGACUUUGCUGGAUGAUGAAAACACAAAGCAGGAACCCGUGGAACGGAAAAAGAGUAAACAAGAGAGGAAGGAGGAGCGUCAAAAGAAAAACAGAGUCGAGAAAAAGGAUAAGAGGGCUCAGAACACCGAUGACUCGGAGCAAAAUGAAGAGAGCAAGAAGAGGAAAAAUAAAAACAAGAAAGGACAGGCGACUGAAGAAGAGGGUGAGGCGGCGGAGGAGGGCAAUGGGGAGGUGCAGAAGAAUGGAGAGACCGGAGGGAAAAAGAAACGCAAGCGGAAGGGGGAGGAGGCCGAGCAGGUGACUCGUGAGAAGGAGAAUAGCGAAGAGCCGAGCAAAGCUAAAAAGGUCAAACGCAAUGGAGAUGAGCAAGAAAAGAAGAAGAGUAAGAUAGCUGAUGAGACUAAGAAAGACGAAUGCGAAAAUGGCCCACAGAAAGCAAGUAAAUUUAACUGGAAAGGAACAAUCACGGCUGUACUGCGUGUGGCUGAGAACAAGGAGAUGUCGGUUAAAAAGCUGAGGAAGAAGGUAUUGGGCCAGUAUUUGGCUAUGGACGUCGGUGGGAAGCCACACACUGAAGAGGAACUCUUGGCCUUGUUCAAUAAGAAGAUUCAAAGUAAUCCAAAGUUCAGAGUUCUCAAGGACAAGGUCGUUCGGCUUGUCGACUAGAACAAGGAAUCGUCCAGCCAGGAACUCUUUGCAGAAUCGGUAAUUGAACUGCUUUGUAUCAGAGCAGAGAAGGAAAUUCAAUUUGUUUUUUUUAUGUUGCGAUAUGUUUUGAUAUACCUGGGUCUAAUGUCAUCGUGAUUAUAAGUGGUUAUGUUGUACACUUUUUAUUGAUGCACUGCAACACAUUUCAAAAGCUUCUAGGAUUACGCCUUGUUGGAAUUCUAAGGAACAAGCUGUUUCGAUUUAAAGCUUUCGUGACUGCAGGGAUUCAUAUUCUUGGUUCUUUCGGUAAAGUUACGUAGAAGGGCAAUAAUGAAGUAAAACAAUAAAAUUCUCACUGCAUUUCGAUUGCAACACAAGCAAUCGUCAUCAGAUGAGAAUUCUAUUGUUUAUUUGUAUUAUUUUAUUAUUUCCCUUCUACGCGACUUUACCGAAAGAACCAAGAAUAUGAACAAGCUGUUCUUGUGAAAAACGUUGGGAACAGAUGACGAGUCGGUGGUUGAGAUUUUGGCACCUGUAUUGAAACACGACCCUUGCAUUUUUUAAGAGUGCUGUGUACCAAAUCAAACCUGGUUACAUGCUGUACUUGUAAAUGCUGUACAUUUAAAUUUUGGAUGAAAUUGCGUGGGUGACCUUUUUACCUGUAGUAGCGUUACAUGUAUUAUGUUGUCUUAUAUCAAAAACAUGAUGCAGAAUUCCAUUUUUAUACGGCUAUUGUACAAACUGAUAAUGGUUUGGAAUGGAUAUUUUAAGGCUCGUCAAUAAAAACGGAUAUGCUAACCACAAACUGCAA